Auanema sp. JU1783 is the source of this 2859-nucleotide messenger RNA. Lineage: Eukaryota; Metazoa; Nematoda; Chromadorea; Rhabditida; Rhabditidae. The record is from the annotation of a GenBank genome assembly.
AUGUCGGUGGCCCCUCGACGGGCUCGACCGAGAUCAUGCAAGUUCAAAUUGUACCAAAUUACGUUUUUUCUGCAAAAUAGGCACAUAAAUUUUCUCGAAAAUCACAUUCAAGAUAGGUUUCGUCGGCUUGGGCUCUUCAUAGGAUCCAAUCCUGCAUUAUUCAUCUGCAUAUCUUUAGUUUUAUCGUUAUUAUCUAUCGGAUGCUAUAACAUUCGGUUCGCUCAAAAUCUGCAGGACGGAUUUGUGGCGAAGACUUCUAUGGCACGGGUUGAACAAGCCGUUAAGGCAGAAUUCGAUGGAGAACAAACAAGUAAAGUUCAACAUUUUGUUAUUUUGGUUCGUCGUGCAGAUGGUGGAAACAUAUUGGAUCGGAAUUACUACACUAGACUGAAGGAUUUACAUGAUCAUAUAGUUAACAAUAUCAGUGUAACGAUUGAUGGAACAAGUUAUGUCCAUACGGGUUUACAGGGAAAAUAUACAAAUAUUAAUAUUUUAUUGUGGCAAUUGAUAAAUUGUCUUGAUGGCGUUUAUAACAAUUCAAAUGUUUACUUGGAUCAUCCUCAGUCUCGACUGUUUGGAUAUCCAAUACUAAUUGCACCACAUGCUUUUGGAAUUACCCGAAAGUCGAAAUCAGAAGAAACGGAAUUAGAAGGAAAUUUAGGGCAAGCCGUUCAUGUACCUUACAAUAGUAUCAAUUCAUUCCCAGAUCACAGCAAUCGAACGGGGAUCAAAGAAGUCAAAAUGAUAUCAAUGUACUUUUCUGCUCCGAUCCCAGAUGAUAAUACAACUAACAUCAUAACGAAAUGGGAAUCAGCUGUUUUCAAAUGGGCUUACAGUGAGAAUCGAGAGUUCCAACAGUUUAGGAUUGACGUAAUGGGGGAUAAGAUUUUGGGACAGGAAAUGAUUCGAGGCGGUUUAUCUCUUCUUGAUUACUUGGCUUUUGGAAUAGCUGUUACCAUCAUAUUCGUUCUCAUAAUAAUCAUUUUCACAUUCUUCGCGGCUGGAAGGAAGGACUUUGGAUGGACUUUCGUUGUCAUAGGAAUGAUUGCCUCUCCAAUGAUCGCCAUCAUAAUGACUUUCGGUUUUAUUCAUGGAAUUCUAGAAGUUGAUAUGUACCCAACCAUUAUGGUUAUCCCUUUUCUUAUUUUGGCAAUCGGAGUAGACGAUGCUUUCCUUAUGAAUGGAGCUUUUAUUGCAAUUCAAGAAGAAUAUAGAACUACAGAAGGCGGUAAAGGACAUACCGUGGUUGCCCUAAUCUUUUCUAAAGUGUUGGAAUCAGUAGGACCUUCUAUUACAAUAACAUCUUUAACAAACGCUAUUGCCUUCGGGAUAGGGAUGUUAACAGAUUCUCCUGCUGUUCAGGUUUUCUGUUUAUCAGCCACAGUUGCAAUCAUUUUCGACUAUAUUCUGGAGAUAAUAUUGUUUGGAAGUAUGCUAGUGCUCAGUGGUCGGUGUUAUAAGAGUUGCCCCAGCACUGAACCUUUGAGAGAAAACAUGACAAAAAUGAAAAAGUCAAUAAUACGUUGGUAUUCUCAUCUCCUAACUAGAUCAACUACUCGGAUAUGCGUUGUGACGGCAACACUGCUCUUCUUCAUUUUCAGCUUAUAUCAAGCUGUAACGAUUGAAAUACAGAUAAAUUCUCAGAAAAUUAUUCCAAAGGACUCUGUUUUAUUGGAAGCUGAUCGUCUGUUCCGAGAAUACUAUUGGAAAGAGUAUGAACCUUUGUAUAUAUACGUUAACAACCCGCCAGCUACCCUGAAUCAGGAAACAUUAAGUGAUCUGAAAGCGAUGAUCAACGAUUUCGAAACUAUGCCGAGAUCCAUCGGUAACAAAUCAACUGUUCUGUGGUUAACUGACUAUGAAAAGGCUUAUCAACCAUUGUAUGAUUUCCACAAUCUUUGGGGAGAUUUCCCACUAUCAUAUGAUGAAUUAAGUCAUUUCCUUGAAGAGACUCCUGCUAGACAUAUUUGGAGCAACUUCGUUCACUGGCAUAGAAAUCAGAAAGGAGACACUGUUGUUGAUAGUUUUCAUUUCAUGACAGGAAUUCAUAAUGGAACUACUUGGGAAGAAAGAGCUUCAAAUAUGCUUCACUGGAGGGAUGUAGCAGAAAAAUGGAAACGAUUCAACGUCACUGUUUUCUCGGAAAAUUCUGCAGUGUUCGAAGGUAUUCAUGGAAUUCCUCGACAGACCAUAAUGGCAACACUUCUCACCCUAUUCUCGAUGAUAAUUGUAUGCUUAAUCUUCAUUCCAUCAAUUGUCAGCGUUAUGUUCGCUGCUUUUGCUAUACUCAAUAUCAGUAUAUGUGUGAUAGGUUUCCUUCAUUGGACAGGAUUCAAUUUAGAUCCUGUGACUCAAGCCUCAAUAUUGAUGUCAAUAGGAUUUAGCGUUGAUUUUACCGCUCAUAUUUCUUUUCAUUUCCAAAGUGCAUGGUCUAGAUCAAGCAGUGUUACUACGACACAAGAAGUUCUGGAACGCACUUUUGAUGCUGUGGGUAUAGCAAUGCUGGAGUCAGCAGCUUCAACAGUAGCUUGUUUCGUUCCACCAGCAUGGCAUAGUGAUUACACACCUCGGGUCUUUGUUGUUACUGUUUUCUUCCUUGUUGCAUAUGGAGCUUUAUUUGGAUUGUUCAUACUUCCAACUAUCUUGGCCAUGUUCAGCAGAAGUUUUUAUAUCUUGGAAAACCCUUAUCACAACGUUGUUGAACAUGAUUCAAUGACAGUUAUGAUUGAAGGAAAACCUGAUGUGAUAAAAGAAAAACCCGCCUUAGAUGUUCCUUUGCUGUUCGAGAAUUCAUCUUCAAACUCAUCAGAAAAAGACACAACGUCAUCGCUUCUAACUUCAACUGACGAUUCACCAUAG